AUGCCGUCCCUAUUUAAUUCACCCACCCUGGUGUUUUCGGCCGCCAUCCUUCUCCGCGUGAUCCUUCUCUUCUACGGUCUCUACCAGGAUGCCCAUUCCCCGGUCAAAUACACAGAUAUCGACUACUUCGUUUUCACCGAUGCUGCCAAGUUCGUCUCGCACGGACGGUCCCCCUAUGAACGAGCCACAUACCGCUAUACUCCGUUGCUGGCGUGGCUUCUUGUGCCCACCGCCUGGUUUGGUGGAUUCGGGUUUUCGUUAGGCAAAGUCCUUUUUGCACUUGCCGACAUCGCAGCGGGUUGGUUGAUUGUGCGCGUCCUCUUCCAGCAGCGGUAUCUUCAUAUGGACAUACCCCGUGCGCUCAAGUACACCAGUAUCUGGUUGCUUAAUCCCAUGGUUGCCACGAUUAGCACGAGGGGUAGCUCAGAGAGCCUGUUGGGUGUUAUGGUUAUUGCGCUUGUAUGGGCUGUCAUGGAAAAGAGGAUUGGGCUCGCUGGCGCUCUCCUGGGCUUUGGGGUACACUUUAAGAUCUACCCCUUCAUCUACGCCCCGUCAAUCAUAUGGUUGUUGGGCGAUGACAAAUGGCAUAAAGAGGACGCAUCAAAGCUUUCGUUUCUCUCCAUUAUAAAUUGCCUGCGGUCCUUUGUCAAUCCAUCGCAAAUCCUUCUUACGUUCACCUCGCUGGCCGUCUUUUCAGUUCUCAAUAUCACCAUGUAUUUAAUAUAUGGCCACCCAUUUAUUCAACAUACCUACCUGCAUCAUGUCACCCGUGUCGACCAUCGUCAUAAUUUCUCCCCGUAUAACAUUCUCCUGUACCUCUCUUCCUCAGCAACCGAGCAAGACGCAUCGCUAGGGAGCAACUUGGAGUCAUUGGCGUUUAUCCCCCAGCUUUCUCUCUCAGCCGUGCUGAUCCCGCUUGUUCUGGCAAAGAAAGACCUGGCGGGGACUAUGCUUGCGCAGACAUUUGCAUUUGUCACGUUCAAUAAAGUAUGCACGAGUCAGUAUUUCCUCUGGUACAUGAUAUUCCUCCCUCUCUACCUACCCUAUUCCUCCUUCAUCAAGCAGCCCUUUAUUGGCACCACUGCACUCUCCCUCUGGGUUGCUGGUCAAGCCCUCUGGCUGCACCAAGGGUUACACCUUGAAUUUCUAGGUAUCUCUACUUUUACUCCCGGUCUCUUUCUCGCAUCUCUCACCUUCUUCGCGGUUAAUGUUUGGAUUUUGGGCAUUAUUGUCGCUGAUGUGGGUCGUUGUUCGGCGAUUCAUGCGACUUUAGCAGCGGACAAAAAGGUCCGGAAGUGA
Molecule: messenger RNA, 1299 nt
Organism: Paracoccidioides lutzii Pb01
Product: GPI mannosyltransferase
Exons: 2
Coding region: 1-1299 (432 amino acids)
Biological process (GO): GPI anchor biosynthetic process
Cellular component (GO): membrane; glycosylphosphatidylinositol-mannosyltransferase I complex
Molecular function (GO): GPI mannosyltransferase activity; alpha-1,4-mannosyltransferase activity
Source: RefSeq, a predicted model, not a curated record